GUCUCCGGUCAUUCCAUGGUCCCAGGGAGAGACGGGCAGCGAUGUACCCAUGUUGUGUUCUCCCUUGCUGCAGGAACCUUCUGCAACCUGGCUGUGUCUAGCCCCCAGCACGUGGCAGGAGCCAAGAAGGGCACCUUCACGGACGACCUGCACAAGCUGGUGGAUGACUGGGCCAAGGAGAGGAUCGGAGCUGCCUGCCUGAAGCCCAGCCUGAACAUGAUCCGUGAGAUUCAGAACAGGCAUGACUUCGAGUGCUGGCAGCAGCAGCAGCAGCAGCAGCUUUGUGACGGAGUCUCCCAAUCGUGUACUGUCUGGAUGGUGCCCACGUCGCAAGGUCAGGGGUCGCAGCCUGCCACCAUUGCCCCGGCGAACUCUCACCCCAGCCCCGCGGCUCCGUACUCCCUCCCGCACCGGUGCCCGUACUCGGGACUGGCCAGAGCGGCGUACCAGGCUCAGCGGGUCGGGCUGUCGGCCUGCUGUGGGCCCCCUCACGGGGCAGCUCCCCCUCCUCCCCCCACACAGCCGCCUCUGCCACCAACGGCCCCCUACCUGACCGGCGGCGGAGGGGGAGCUGUUCAGACCUCAACAGCAGCAGCCCCACACUCCAAGUGAGAGGCAGACUACAGGACAACGUCGAGAGAGAGAGAGAGAGAGAGAGAGAGAAGAGGACACCAGCCUCAGCAGACGUGUCACUGCCGGCUGCAGAGAAGGGCGACCGAGCGGAGAAAAACCAGCCGCGAUCCAAACGGCCCUCAUCUCCAACCCUGCUCUCCCCAGCGGGACCCUGCACGGAGGAAGGGAGCCCAUUACCAAUCGAGGGUAUCCUGCUGGAGUGGGGGUGUGGGGAGAGAGACAUUGGCCUGUCAUGCAUCGGGCUGGAUCCUCUGGUCUGGGUGAGGGGGGCGCUGAAGGGAAACCGAGGUGGGGUGGGGAGAUUGUUUGUGCCUUCUUAACCAGCCCCCCCCCCUCCCACUUCCCACCC
Messenger RNA from Chiloscyllium plagiosum (whitespotted bambooshark), 982 nucleotides. Lineage: Eukaryota; Metazoa; Chordata; Chondrichthyes; Orectolobiformes; Hemiscylliidae. The record is from RefSeq and is a predicted model, not a curated record.